This is a messenger RNA of Globicephala melas (long-finned pilot whale), 16870 nucleotides long. RefSeq names its product ubinuclein 1 (gene UBN1). Gene Ontology annotation, cellular component: nucleus. NCBI's taxonomy places the organism in Eukaryota, Metazoa, Chordata, Mammalia, Artiodactyla, Delphinidae. The record is from RefSeq and is a predicted model, not a curated record. Gene Ontology annotation, biological process: chromatin organization.
CGGAGACUCCCGGCUCCUUCCCCCUCCCUCCGGCUUGUGACAACGAAGCGCCGCGGUCUGAGGCGGCGGCGACGGUGCGGCCGGCCAAACGAGAUAGGGAGCCGGCCCUGCGGGCGCCCCGCCCCCGGGCCCUGGCCUCCAGCCCUCUCCCCCUCGGCGCUUCCGUUACGGCCGUUACUCCCUCGCCGGCCCCCGGGCGGGCCGUGUUGCCGCGCCGGCAGCUGCCCUGACGGACUUCAACGCGGCCUGGAAGACAGCCUCCGCCCGCGUCCGGGGCCCCGCACCUGGCGGGCUCUGCGUGGUCGCCCCCGGGCGGCGGAGCGCGCUUUCUAAAGGCCGGCGUCGGGGGAGUCGCUCCCAGCCUGCGUCCGCGCCGCAAGUUCUCCAGGGGCGAAGUGCUGCCCGCCCCGAGGUUCCGAGUUGCCUGGCCGGCGUGGAGCCGCCGUCUCUUCGCUUCCUCUUGGGUCGGCGCAGCGGCACGGCCGGCGAAGCUCCCCCCGGGCGCGCGGGGACCUGACCAUGGGCCGCGGCGCAGGGCGGCCGCCCGCCGGGAGGCAUGGCUAGGGGGCCGGCCGCUAGCGGCGCCGCAGACCGGGCUCCCGGGCCGGCAUGAGGACGGCCGCGGGGGGACGAGUGCGGCCCGUGGGGGUGUAGCCUACGUUGCGCCGGUGACAAAGAAGCCAUGCAGUGACACCUGUUAAGACUUGUUGGUAGCCAUGUCGGAGCCCCACAGGGUCCAGUUCACCUCUCUCCCAGGUUCUUUGAAUCCUGCAUUUUUGAAGAAAUCCCGGAAAGAGGAGGUUGGGGGAGCAGAACAGCAUCAGGACUCUGAGCCCGCUGCAGCAGCUGUUCGGAUCACACUUACCCUCUUUGAGCCAGAUCACAAGCGCUGCCCAGAGUUCUUCUACCCAGAGCUGGUGAAGAACUUACGAGGGAAGGUGAAAGGACCUCAGCCUGCAGACAAGAAGAAAGAUCUCUCGGAUCCUUUCAAUGAUGAAGAAAAGGAAAGGCAUAAAGUGGAGGCCCUUGCCCGGAAAUUUGAAGAAAAAUAUGGUGGAAAGAAACGUAGAAAAGACCGAAUACAGGACUUGAUUGAUAUGGGUUAUGGUUAUGAUGAAUCUGAUUCCUUCAUCGAUAACUCUGAGGCGUAUGAUGAGCUUGUUCCUGCUUCUUUGACUACAAAGUAUGGAGGAUUUUACAUUAACUCGGGAACGCUGCAGUUUAGACAAGCAUCAGAAUCUGAGGAUGACUUCAUUAAAGAAAAGAAGAAAAAAUCUCCAAAGAAGCGGAAGUUGAAGGAAGGUGGUGAGAAGAUAAAGAAGAAGAAAAAAGAUGACACUUAUGACAAGGAGAAGAAAUCGAAAAAGUCCAAGUUUUCCAAAGCCGGCUUCACAGCCCUCAAUGCCAGUAAGGAGAAGAAGAAAAAGAAGUAUUCUGGGGCUUUGAGCGUUAAAGAGAUGCUGAAGAAAUUUCAGAAGGAGAAAGAGGCUCAGAGAAAGAGGGACGAAGAGCAUAAGCCCGUAGCAGUCUCAUCGGUGGAAGCUCAGGGCCUGCGGGAAUUGGAGGGCGCCUCUGACCCUUUGCUCUCGCUCUUCGGCUCCACUUCUGACAACGACUUGCUGCAGGCAGCCACAGCCAUGGACUCGCUGACUGAUUUGGACUUGGAGCAGCUGCUCAGUGAGUCUCCAGAAGGAAGCCCCUUCCGCGAUAUGGAUGAUGAAAGCGAUUCCCUUGGGGUGGGACUGGACCAGGAAUUCAGGCAGCCCUCUUCCCUUCCCGAAGGCCUGCCUGCGCCCCUGGAGAAGCGCGUUAAGGAGCUGGCUCAGGCUGCCAGAGCUGCUGAGGGAGAGAGCAGACAGAAGUUCUUCACCCAGGAUAUUAAUGGCAUCCUUUUAGACAUAGAGGCGCAGACCCGGGAGCUGAGCAGCCAGACCCGUUCUGGGGUAUAUGCCUACCUUGCUUCCUUCCUGCCCUGCAGCAAAGACACCUUGGUCAAGCGCGCACGAAAACUUCACCUCUGUGAACAGGGGGGGCGUCUGAAGGAGCCUAUCCAGAAGCUUAAGGAAGCCAUUGGCAGGGCAAUGGCAGAACAGAUGGCCAAGUACCAGGAUGAAUGCCAGGCACACACGCAAGCCAAGGUCGCUAAGAUGCUGGAAGAGGAGAAAGACAAGGAGCAGAGAGAACGGGUUUGUUCUGAUGAGGAAGAAGAUGAAGAAAAGGGGGGCAGGAGGAUAAUGGGACCCCGGAAGAAAUUCCAGUGGAAUGAUGAAAUCAGGGAACUACUCUGUCAGGUGGUGAAGAUCAAACUGGAGAGCUAUGACCUGGAGAGGAACAAGGCCCAAUCCUGGGAGGACUACGUGAAGGCGUUUCUGGAUGCUGAGGUCAAACCUCUCUGGCCCAAAGGCUGGAUGCAGGCCAGGACUCUGUUUAAGGAGAGCAGACGAGGCCACGGGCACCUGACGUCAAUCCUGGCCAAGAAGAAAGUAAUGGCCUCUUCCAAAAUGAAGAUGAAGGAAUCAUCGACUAAGCCUGAUAAAAAGGUUUCCGUCCCAUCAGGCCAGAUUGGCAGCCCCCUUGCUUUGCCUUCAGAACACCUGGGAGGAGGCCUGAGCAUUGGGGCUGCAAACAGGGAGCUCUCAUCCCAGGCAUCUGGCAGCCUUGCUAAUCCUGCUCCUAUCAACGUGGAGGACUCGUUGGAUGGAGACUUGAUCCGUAAUUCGGCCUCCUCAUUGGAGGCUGUGUCCAAGGAACUGGCUGCACUGAAUAGCAGAGCCAGCGGGAGCUCUGAGUUCACACUGCCUGCACCCUCAAAAGUGCCUGCAGAGAAAGUCGCAGGUGUUUUAUGUACAGAAGAAAAAAGGAACUUUCCGAAGCCCAACCCUUCUUCUGCCCCACCACCCUCUAGCUCUCUGCAGUCACCCCUCAAUUUUCUGGCUGAACAGGCUCUGGCACUGGGGCAGUCCUCUCAGGAGAAAAAACCGGAGAGUUCUGGCUACAAAGAACUGUCCUGUCAGGCUACCCUCAGCAAGGGCCUGCCAGAAGUGCAGCAGUCCAAAGCAAAGCACCAUAGUUUGCCACGGACGUCUCACGCACCCCAGGCAGGGGCUCCUGUGCCCAGCCCCCAGGUCAAAGUCUUUCAUGCAGGCACUCAACAGCAGAAGAGCUUCACCCCCCCAGCUCCGUUUGUCAGUAAGCUUCAGGGCCCAAAGCCUGCCUCCCCUCAGUGUCACCGUUCCCUCCUCCAGCUCGUCAAGACAGCUACCAAAAGCCAGAGCUUCCAUCCUUCCACGCCAGUGUCUUCAGGAGGCACACCAGCCUCCAGCAGCAGCUCUCAUAAGACCCCAGCCUCGUCCUCCACUGCCCUGAGCCAUCCAGCAAAACAGCACUCAGCCAGCUCUUCAGGGCCGUCUUACAAGAACAGUCCCUUUGCCGGCUCUAUCUCCAAGCACGGGGUUUCUUCUGGCAGCUCUUCCUCUGGAGGAGCACCAGUCCAGAGCUCUGCUUCUGGGAACUUGCUCCCUGCUGUGCAGCCUCCUUCCACAGGACAGUCCGCCAGCCGACCCAUCCCAGGCUCUGCAGUGAAAAAACCACCUAUUUCCCAGAAGUUGACCCUGGUGGCCCCUCCAGGUGGUCCAAAUGGAGAUUCUAGUGGGGGGACCCAGGGAGUGGCCAAGUUACUCACCUCCUCCCUGAAGCCCAGUGCGGUGAGCAGCGUGACAUCGUCUACCUCCUUGCCAAAAGGAACGAGUGGGGCUGUGCUGCUGACCAGCUCCUCACCCUUAAAUCUACUGUCUUCAUCCUACAAGGCAGGCAGCCCAAAGCUGCCUGGGGCCUUGAACUCGAACCCCUUGGGAAUUAUCUCCCAGCUCCCCCUCCACGUAAUCUCCUUUAGCGCUGACUCCUCCGCUAAAGCAGGGGUCUCCAAGGAUGCCAUCGUCACAGGCCCUGCCCCUGGGACGUUCCACCACGGCCUCGGCCACAGUCUCCUGGCUGGCUUGCACUCCAGCCCGCCCCGCGGAGCACCUCUCCCACACGCUGCCGUGUCUACCCACAUCCCACAGAGUCUGCCAGAUGCUUCUCAGCUUCAUGGGAAAGGGCCCAGUGUGCCACGGAAAUUGUGACUUUCAAGGGAAAGGCUGGAAGCUGAACGAGUAGGUCUCGGAAGUCGGAUAAUAACUAUGCUCUUUCUGCCAUUGAUUUUCUUCUGGAGAAGGCGUGAGUGCUAAGUGGAGCGUCUCUUGGCAUGUGUGAUGUGCCUUCAGUUAGGCGAGCAGCCCCGUGCUUCUCUGGAGGCCCUGACCAGCCUGGUGCUCCAGGCCUCUCGCUCUGUUGCAGACAAUCGUCGGAGGGGCAGCGCUAGGCUGGGGAGCGCGCCGGGUCGUGUUCAGAGCUCUGGUGGCGGGGCAGAGCAGGUGGCGCGGCGCACCUGUGCUUCACAUCUGCCCGACCCCCUCACAUUUGGUCAGAGUACCUCAUGGCACCCUACUGGUCGGGGCUCCUUCUGGCCACAGUGGGCUCCCUGGAUGGUCACGGUGUCCGUCCAUCCUCAGGCUGUGUGCUCAACAGGACAAACCCAGGUAACAUCACAGCUGGGAGAUGUACCUUGUUCUUUGAAAAAUACACCCAAUGUGUGCUCAUCGUGGGGGCCCGUCUCUCCACUGAACAUGACAAUGAAGCUCUUUUAGAGAAAAGACCUUUGUAGAUUCAACAAUUGUGGUAGGAUUUUUAAAGACACUUAUUUUUGGCUCAGUUUUCAUCCUUACCAUUAAAUGCAUUGGAUAGAAUGGGACUAUUCUUCGCAAGUCAUGUUGUUCCUAGGAAAACAUAAUUCCAGUGCCUUUAUGGUGGAGCAGAAUUAGACACACAUCCAUUCAGCCCUCUGAGUGGAUCUCAGAUGAAGACCUUUUUUAAAGAUAUGUCUGUAUUUAAGACAUAGUUUGAGUUUUUUAUGGUUGCACAUCAUAAUCUGUGCCGUCCUGACUUGAAGGUCAUCUGGGCCCACAAAUCCCAGGUCCCAGUUCAGCCAGGGCCCCCACUUUGUUUUUCCAGAGUUCAUACAGGUGGACUGCAGAGCCCCAGAGCCCUUCUUCAUCUCUUCGAGGGCCAAGGAUAUGAGGGGUUCUAAGUCGCAGGUAGACAUUCCAGUUUAUUUAAAAACUAUUCUCAGGCAGAGCUGCAGGAACAGGCCUCUGUGAAGCAUCUGCCAUGUAGAAGCAGGCCUGGAGGUCCUGGCUUUCCAGGCAGCAGGGCUAUGCAUUGACUUCAGGGUGACAUGCUGACGAGCUUGGAGAGCACGUCAGAGACAGAUUGGGACAGUUACCCGGAGCUCAAGUCAUCCCACUGUUCCCACUCACCCAGUGGCUGCUUCACAAAGAUUUUUACGGCACUUGCCUGUCCUGUGAAGUCUGAACUGACUGCUCUAGCUAAGUGAUUUCUGAUACGUUGAGAGUAAACAGCCUCCUCAGAAUGUACGCCUGUGUGGAGACACGGGCAGCUCUCUUGGUUCCUGACUCCCAGGUUACAAUGCUUGGUAACUCACGAUUCACACAGAGUUUGCUUGGUUUCCAGGGGGAGCAAGACCUCUGCCAGCUAGUCGGCCAGGCCUGUGCUCUUUUUUACAUAAAAACCAACAUGUGUUUCACAUUGGGCUAAGUGGAUUCCUUAUCCCUUUAUUAUAUCUAUUUUUUGCAACUUGGGUUUCCAGUUUACAGAAUAGUCUUAGGUAGUAGCAAAAGAGCCAAAGAAGAGAUUUGUAUUGCUGAGCUCAGAGCCGCGCAGAGGCCGUCCGUGAACGCUGAGCAGCAGGAGAACACCCUGGUUCCCUUCCCUGCAGUGCUCCCUCCUCCCCGAGCACCACUGAGUGUGCGGCUGGAGCAGGAUACCCUCAUUCUUAGGAAUCUAGUGAUGCCUCUUGCCUCAGGGAAACGUUUCUUUGAUGGGGAGUUUAUGAGGUUUCUUUUCCUUGUUGAUGCUUUAUUUGUGGUAACGAAAGAGUGAAUGACUUAAAGAGCCACGGCAAGGCAGGUCUGUUGGCGGAGCGGGCUCGUGGGCCACGGCGCUGCAGGGCUUUUCUUGCCGGCGUUUCUUGGGUGUGAAAGGGCUGUGGCUUUCAUGCAGCGACUAUGUUGGUGUUGGGGGUGGUGUGGAAAUUGUUAAUCUUGUAUAAAACCACCCAAUAAAUUGUUUCAAGGUUUCCAAAACAUCAUUUCUCAUUUAUUUCCUUUUACCAUAUUUGCAAGUAAUUCUUUCUCCCAUAGGAGCUGGUAUGUAGGGAACAUUCAUUUUGGCUAAAAGCCAAGAGGGUGUUGGAGACUAAGCCUCACAUGCAAAAGAGGAAGAAACACACCAUGAUAUUAGAAUCAAGCCACCAGUUGUUUAUUUUUGCACUAUAAAUAGAGUUCCCUAUUACUUCCCAUUUUCUUACAUAAUACGUGAGAUACAGAGGACCCGAAAUUUGUUUGGUAGAAAAUCAACUGUGGAGUUUACUAAUGGCAGUGAGAUAAUAAGCAGGACUAGGCACCGAAUCUAAGGCUAACAGCAACACAGUUCACUAGGAAAGUACUUUAAUUUCAAAAUGUGAAACAUUCCCCGAUGGUGCGUUUUCUUGGGACAGUAUGGCUUGACAGUUAAGCUUCAUUCGAGCACCAGGGUCAGAUGCUGUUCUGGUUUCUUUGCGCCUUUUCUGGCAUAGAGCCCAGAUCCGUCUCCCCAGAAGGCCUCUGAUGAAGAGUCGGCUGAGCCAGAAUCCCGAGGGGUGUGAAUGCAGGUUGCAGGCCUGGGGAGCUGUUGCUUUGCUGAAGCAGGGAGGCCUUUCUGCCCUAGAGUUUCCCGUGCUGGGGUGUGGAGGUCAGUGCUGCAUGGAGUGGGCUUGUCCACCCCAGUUGUUGGUCGUCGUGUGCUUUCGCAGUUUUCAGUUGCUUCCAGGUAUCACACCUGGAAGGAGUCUGUUUAUGGGACUGUGUGGGAAAAGGAGAAAGACGAAGGGCACUGCGGGUUUGAAUCAUCGGGAGAUGAAGCAGGUCACUCACCUGGUUGGAUGACGGUUCAGCAGGUGCCUGUCCCGCUUGUGGUUGAGCUGUGCUCUGAGCAGCUGGGGGGACACACGGGGUUCUGCAUGGAUUAGGAGCUACACGGGGCCAGGGAGAAAAGAUACCAAGGAGAGUACUGGGCAGGAGAGAGCCAGCAUCUGCUUCCAGGAAGGUGAAGGUGGGGCCGUGCCUACUUCUCCCCGGACACUAGGACGGCCAGCUCCUGGAUGGACAUAUCCUUGUUGAUGUAGCGGUCGUACUGGGCAGGGGUCAGUCUUCCGUUCUGUAGGGCCUCUUCGAUGGAGAACUUCUUGCCAGACUUCCUGUCAUGGAUCACAGAGGACUCCCCGUUGGGACCCUUGACGGAGAUUUCCUCCCAGUCGCACUCCUGGCUCCUGAGUUUCACAAACAUGUUCCAGUCGAUGAGGCCAGCCCGGUGGGCUUCCUCUGGGGACAGCUCGCGGCCCGAGUCGGGGUCGAUGACCACGAUGGAGCGCCGCAGGUGGUUCUCCCUUUGUUCCCGCUUGAUGGCCACAGAGCCCAGGCGUCGCUGCAGCUCGUCGAUCUCCAGGUCUUUGUCUCUAGAGAGCUGCCUGAGGUCAUCCAGCUCCUGCUCCAGGGACCGGAGGCGGCAGUCGAGCUGCGCCCCAGGGUCUGCCGCCACCGGCAUGCUCCUUAGGCCCUGCGUCUCCGCCACCGCCAUCUCGAUUUCGGACUGGAGCCUGCGGGCCUCGAGCUGCAGGCUCUGCCGCUCCAGCUGCAGUUUGUGGUUCUCUUCCCUCAAGAAAUCCAGCUCCUUGGAUGACUUGGAGUUACAGAACUCCAGCUCCGACAGCUUGGCCUCCAGCUGGCUCACCUCCGCGUCCAGCUCCCUCUUGCUCUGGCUCUCCGCCUCCAGGCUGCUCUUUAGCCUCUGAAUCUCCUGCUCGGUGUCACCUCUCUCCACCUGGAUGCUCUUGGAGAGGACCACCUUCUCCUUGACCUCCAUCUUCUCUAGGUGCUCCAGCUUUUUCUUCAGGGUCUUGAGCUCAUGCUCCAGGACCUGCCGCCGGUGCCGCUCUUCCUCCAGCUGCAGCGCGAGCAGGGUGUGCUCCCGGGCCUGCUGGGGGUCCUGCUGCAGCACCACCUUCUGCUUGAGGGUCACCUUUUCCCGGGCCUCCCCCUCCUCCAGCUGGGCCAGCCGCUGCUUCAGGUGCUGUACCUCCAGCUCGGCCUCCCUGCGUGUCUGCCGCUCGCGCUCCAGCUCCUCCAGCUGGCACUCCAGCUCCGCUCGCCUGCGCUGUAGCUGCUGCAGCUCCCCGCGGAGGCCAUCGAUCUGCUGCAGCUCCGCGUCGAUGCUCUCGGUGAAGGCGUUCACCUCGGCCUGCAGGCCCGGCUCCUCCUCGUACCUGACGACCUCCUGCUGGACCAUCUUCUCCUUCACCUGGGAAAGCUCCUCCUCCUUCUGUUUGAUUUUUUCCUCCUGGGACGCCCUCUCUAUUUCCAGAUCCACUUGCUUCUUCUGCUCCUGUGACAGCUGGGCCCUCAGAGACUCCACUUCCUCUUUGGUCUGGGGGUCUUCCUGGAACUGCAGGAGCUCCUGGACCACCUCCUUGGUCUGCACCUGGGGUUUGGCCUCUUUCAGGGACUGGAUCUCCUGCUUCAGCUGGUAGAUCUCCAGGUCACACCUUUCGAUGAGUCUGGUCUUGUCGAUGAUCUCCUCCCUGAGCCUCUGAAGCUCUUUCUCCAUCUCGGGGUCAGUCUUGUACUUGAUGAUCUCCUUCGUCACUUCCUUGACCUCCACCUGGGGGCCCCGCCUCCGGAGCACCUCCAGCUCGCUCUGGUAGCUCUUCAGCUGCUCCUCGGCCCCCCGGUACUUGCACUCCUGCUCGACCAGCUCCAGGCGGAGGUUGGCCACCUCACUCUCUGCCUUGGGGUCUGGCCGGACGAUCUCCCGCACUUUUUCCUGCACGACCACUUUGGCAUUUUCCUCCUCCAAGGCCCAGAUCUUUCGGAGCAGCCCCGUUUUCUCCCUCUUGUUGGCACGAGCCUUGGCGGCCUCGUCCUCAUACUGGCGUUUGAGGUCACCCACCUCCCUCUCGGUUGCCACAUCCUUUUCCACCUUGAGCACCUCCUUGAUGAUGAUCUUGCUCUCAGCCAUGGCCCGCUCCUUCUCCAGCCUCUUCAGCUUGUCCUGGAGGAAGCUCAGCUCCUCCUCCUGCUUCUCCCUGAGCUGAUGCUCCCGUUGCUGGUCCUCCUGCAGCUUCCGGAACUCUGCCUCCAGCUGGGGGUCAUUCUGCAGUUUCACCACAUCCUUCUCGGUGACCUUCUCCCGCACCUGGUUCUUCUCCUGGGCCAGGGCUGCGAUGCGCUGCUGCAGGAGGAGCACCUCUGCCUCCCGGGUGCCCUUCUGCCGCCGCAGCUCCUCCAGCUCCUCCCGCAGUCUCAGGACCUCGUUGGCCUGGGUUUGGUCCGGCUCGAUGCGCAGAACCUCCUUGACCAUGUACUCCUGCCCGCCAUCCCUGGCCUCCUGCUCCAGGGCGCACAGCCGCAGCUGCAGCGCCUCCAGCUCCUUCUGCAGCAGCUGGUUCUUGCACUGCUCCUCCACCAGGGUCUGCUGCGUCUGCCGGAAGCUCUCCUCCAGCGUGGGGUCUGGCACCUUCUUGAGCACCUUCCUCACCACUGCUUCCUGUGGGCUCUGGUUCUGCAGGGUCCGGAUCUCCUCCUGGGCGCUCCUGACCUCAUUCUCCAGCUGCUGCCUCCGCUCCGCCUCCUCGUCCAGCUCCCUCUGAAUCUUCCACGUCUCCUCUACUUCGGAGCCCGGCUUGCCCCUGGGCAGGGCCUCAUGGCUCAUGCCUGCCUCAGCCUGCUGGGAAGGAGAAGAUAGCGCAGGGUUAAUGCCGGACUUUGCAUGGCCCGACCCCACCUGGCCACCCACCAGAGGUCAGACUGCUUGUCCUGUGGUCCCUAGGGGACCCCCUCAGUGCCGGGUUCACUAGAGUCCUAGGCCUCCUUUUGAAAAUGGUAAAACAACUAGUUUAAAUGCAUCUGGGAAAAUAUUUUAAAACCACAGAAGAGUGUGAAGCAGAGGCUGUCUGUCACCGCUGGUCCUGUUCGUACAGGAUACUGUCACCUUUGAGACACGUAUAUUUUUGCAUGUGACACAUAUUUAUUUUUUCCACACUAACGGUGUUGCCUGUUCUGUUCCCUGCUUGUUGCACUUAUGAGAGAAUCUGCAGCGGCACAGAGAGUGCUACCUCGUCGUGUGACAGCUUCGUCAUUUUCCAUUGUGUGGACAGACCCUGGCUCAGUCGCACACCCAUUGCUGGAGAUUCAGAGCAAACUCCAGAUUCUGCAGCCUCUGUCUGUUGAUGGCAUUAACUUCCGUGAACUUGGCAGCAAGAGCCGUUUCCUACAGGAGAGCAGAUAGGAGUCAACAGGCUAAGCGAAGGGGACUGGAGCCUGGCCCUCUUGCUCAUGUGGCUGCUUCUUCCAUUCUCCAAGUCAAGGAGGGACCUGAGUUUCUCUGCUUCCAACUCGUAGUCCUGCGUGAGACAGACGUGGCAGAGGGCAGACAAGAGCAGGUGAGACCAAAAUGUUCUUGUGCCCCUUCCAGCUGACUGCAAAGGUCUUCUGCUCAGCCACACCCUGUUCUGCCUGCCAGGAGAUUUUGAUAACCAUAGAUCCAUCAGUGGUACGUACCUACGUCCCUGAAUAACAUGUGCGACGAGAAAAAGUAGGCCCACAAUCCCCCUCCGUCCCCAGAGCAUGCUCCUUCCAGGCCUUCCCUGGCCUAGAGACUACGGCAUUCUGCUUUCUUCAUUGAACUCUGUACCAUUAGAGUUAUGGCUUUUCUCAUGUUGCCUCCUCCUAAUUCUCCUGUGGAUCAGUUUGAUGACUUUAACAUCCAUUGUGUGGUCAGGUGAUAAUUUACUAGCUGUUCCUCUGCUGUUGGACAUUUAGGUUAUUUCUAGUUUGUCUGUUUUGCUAUUGUAAAUAAUUCUGUUGUACAAUGAUUUUGUUAAUCCCACAUUAUUAUUAUUUCAUAUUAUUUCCUUUAGGAUAAAUUCCCCCAGUUACUGCUUUACAGUAGAAAAUCCUUUUCUGGUAUUCGAUGCCCAGUACCAUCUUGUUUCCCAAAGGCCUGUGCCGGUUUGCGUGGCCGCCAGCAGUGCCUGAGGACACCCCGCCAGACCAGCUGGUGGGAAGAGGCCCUGCUGCUUUACACUCUGGGCAGGGUGUCACGUCUCACCUUGACAGCUUGCUGGUACUGCUGGGAGUGGGCGUAGACUUUCUGUACUUCCUCUUCCCUUCUUGCUAUCUCAUCUAGCAGGUUCUGUAAAACAACAGAGACUUUGAAAACCAAAAAUUAAAAAAAAAAUCCAAAACCUAGAUAGAGUAGCUGGAUUCCUUGGAGUCUGGAAUUCUUCCAUAGCACAAAGUAUAAGGAAUGGCUUCCCUGUUUACAUUUGUUUGUUACAAAAGGCAAUUCUAAGGCCCUGUGAAGAAGGGCCAAGAAGAUAAUCAUCUUUGGCAGGAAAGUUGUGUUUACUGAGUGCAUCGAAAUGUCAGGCACUGUUCUAGUAUCUUUCUUAGAUUAUCUCACUGAAUCUCCCAACAUCCUGUGAGGUAGGCACCGUCCUCACCUCCUGUUUAUGAACGGGGAAACCCAGGCACAGUGCUGUGCAGUGACUGGCCCGUGGGCACAUGGCUAAUGGGGAUGGGAGCAGGAUUUGAGACCAGGCUGUUGGGCUUCCUGUUCCUCGUCCUUCACCCCAAGGCCCUGCUGCCUUCUGGGGAGCCAGCACUCUGGGCUUUGGAAAUGGGUUUUUCCCCGAGGGCUCCCCUGUGUCCCUGUAGCUAUUUGCUUAUUUAGCUGGCUUGCAUGGAGUGUCCACUCUGGGCCAGGCCCUGUGCUGGGCACUGAGGACGGAGAGGUGAGGGAGACCCCGUCCUUGUUGUCAGAGACUCGGGUGCUGGGAGCCCGCCUGGCCAGGACCGCUGCCAGGCCCCCGUCCAUGAAGGGGCUUGCUAACCUCAGACCCGCCUUGUGACCAUCCUCCUGUGAACGCGGAAGUGGCCUUCUCACCUUCUGGUUGUUCAGUUUGGUCUCCAUGUGGCCGAGGCCGUCUGUCUCCUGGGGCUCGUAGCUGGGGAUGUGGGACAGGAACUGCAGCAGGCGGUCGCGGCCACUAUAGAAGGCGUCGUGAGCAGCCCGGGUGCUCUGCAGGCUCUGGACCCUGUGGGGCAAAGCCCGUCAGGCCUUUGAGCUCUCAGGUCUCACUGAGAGCUGCCUGCCGUCCCUUUUUAAAGAGGUCAUCAAAAGUAAUUUAACUGGAAAUAACCUAAACGUUCACCAGGAAGGGAGUAGUUAGAUAAAUUAUGGAAUAUUGUGUUGGAAUACUGUGAGGCCUCUGUAAAGCGCAGGAAGGCCCGCCUGUGUGGACUCACAGGGAUGCCCACUGUGAAUUCUAGGACCUAAAUAACUCAUGGAUCCAAGGGGAAAUCACAAGGGAGGUGAGGAAAUCUUUUGAACUCACUGAAAAUAAAAACAUCAAAAUUUGUGGGACACAACAAAAGCAGUGCUUAGUGGGAAAUAUGUAGUUUUAAAUGCUUAGAUAAGAAAAAAAAGAAAGCUUUCAAAUCAACAAUCUAAGCUUCUACCUUAAGAAAGAAAAAGAAGAGCAAAUUGGACUUAAUGUAAGCAGCAGUAGGAAAUAAUAAUGAGCAGGUGUCAGUGAAACAGGAAACAGGAAAACAGGAGAAAGAUCACUGCAACCAAAGCUGGUUCAUUGAAACCAUCAAUAACGUGAUAAACCUCAAACAUAAUGAUUAGGGGGACAAGAAGAAUAAACAGAUACAACAGAAGAAAAUACAACAUCAAGAAUGAGAGAGAGGACAUUCCCUCAGAUCCUGCAGAUAGUCAAGGAUAAGAGAAUAUUAUGAACAAUUUUAUGCCAAUAAACUCAACAACUUGAUGAGAUGGACAAUGUGUCCUUGAAAGACACAAACUUCUGAAGUUGCUCAAGCAUUAGAUGACCCAAAUGGUCCAAUAUCUAUUAAAGAGGUUGAAUUUGUAGUUAAAAAACCCUCUUACACACAAAAAAACAAACUGCAGGCCCAGAUGGCUUCAGUGGUGAAUUCUUCCAAGCAUUUAAGGAAUUAAUACCCAGUCUACACAAACUCUUCCAGAAAACAGAAGAGGGGGUAACACUUACUGACUCAUCAGGCUGGGAAAAUAUACGACAGGGAAAAUAGCAAGACACACUGUAUGUGGUGUGUUGUCAUUCGUACAUUAAUUACCUACCCCAGCUCAUACAGAAUGUUUUUGGAAGGACACACAAGAAACUGGUAGCAGUGCUGAUCUUGGGGGAAGGGUUUGGUCAUUAUAAUCCCUUUGUGUAUUUUAUCUUGUAUAUAUACUGUUUUCAGAAAGAGGAAAUUAUUUAGAAAUCAAACAGCCUUCACUGCUGUCUGCAGAAAUCCCACUUUGGUGCCUUAAGGCAGACUAAGCCAAGGGCCCCCGCGGUCCCCUCACCUGAGCUCCACCUGCUGGCAGAGGUUGUCAAAGCGCUGGCGCAGCUUGUGCACCUCAGCCUCCUGGCGCUCCAGGUCCGGGCAGUGCUCCUGGAAGCGGCUGGCCAGCGAGCCAGAGCACUGCUUGGCGGCCUGCAGAUUCUGCUCCACCUCGCUGAGGAGGGCCUGCCGGGCCUGCAGCUCGGAGGCCAUGGCCUGCCGGGGCAGAGGCAGAUGGCAGGUGCUGUGGCCAGAGCUCUAGGGCCCGGGAUGGUGCUACCCAGAGCUCUUGGGGCUGCCUGCUUUUAGCGGGUGGCAGGCCUGGACCUGGGCGGGGACCGGUGGUUUGCCUCUUGAGUUUCUCCUCAAACCCGUGGUCAUUUCUGCAGUUUCCAUUUUGUUACAAUGACCAAUACUCUGGGAAAACUAGCUUCUAAAACCCUGCGGCACAUGGCACGUGCCUGUGACCCCGUGCCCGGGACUGGAGUGGCCUUCGUGAAGGCUCUGGUCUCUGAGCCUGUUUCCUGGGCUCUGAGGUGAGGCCCUCACCACAAGGGCAAGGGUUUUGUGAGGUGGUUUGUGAAUAAGGGGCCUCCCACGGGCUCACAGACCCCAAUGCUUAGAGCGGGCCCAGCGGCAAUGGUGAAGAGGGCAGAUGCUGGGCUGGGGCAGAGGCUCCUGUGCUCAGCUGAUGCGCCGUGCAGGCAUGUGGGUCCAGGUGACCAGAUCUGCUUGUCCAGAGACACUGGGAAUCUGGGGGGAUUAUGUGGACAUUCGAUUUUAAGAUACCAGCACCUGAUUUCCACAGGCCACAGAAACCCCGUGUGCAGCUGGGACUCCAAACCUGGAGAGAGUUGCUGCCCUGGGCCUCGGGCCCCUCGACUGUCCACAGGUGGGGUGGCAGGGGCGCCUGGAGCCCAUGCCCAACUCAGAGAAAGGCUCCUGAAGCCCAGGGUCCCCAGACUCACCGCCAGCUCCUGUCUCUUGCUGUCCAGGGCAUGGCCACUCUUGGGCACUGUGUCUUCCUGGGCCAGCUGGUUUUCGUAUGAGGCCAGCACCUCCCGGCCCUGCUGCAGGCUCUUCUCCAGGCGAUUGGCGAUGUCAACCCUGAGGACAUGAGUCAGGAGUUGGGGGGCGGUGCUGGACCUUGACCCCGCCCGGCCUCCCCACUGCCCACCUGCACCCACUUCUCCUGGGCCGCGUCCAGCAGCUGCACCAGGCGCUCGUAUCUGCGCUGGGUGUCCUCCACCCGCGUCCUCAGCAGGGCCGCACUGCCACUGUCCGGGAGGGCCUGCAUGAAUGCCUCGCCCUCAGCCGUGCUGCUCGCCUUCUCGGGCUCGAUGCGCAGCAGCUCGUUGGUGAUGUUCUGUGGGGACCAGAGCCCCUCACGUUGACCACAGCCGGCAGCCACCCCCACACAGGGAUGUCCUCCCCGGGGGGCGUGACUGGGGAUCUGGGAUGCUGGCCUAGGAGUCCGUGUUUGUAAUGAGCAUCCCUGGGAAUUCUGACACAGUGGAUGGUGACUCACGAGUGAUGAAUAUUAAUAGGUUCCUGUUCCCACUACUUCACACGGCUUUACUCAUCUUUGGGGACAACUCCAAUGAGGUGGGUACGACUCCAAGCAGCUUAGGAGGGGACAUGGUGGGGCCUAGCCCCAAACCUACCCCUGUAUCAGGCGUCCUCUGGCCUUGGCUCGGCCCCAACCAGACCAGCCCUGGUGUGAGCCCCGUCACGGGCCACGGCACUUCUCUGAGCCCCGUUCCUCUCCUGUAAACCGGGAACGGUGACGCCCAUCGUGGAGGGCGCCGAGGACCCGGGAAACUGUGUGUGUGUGUAAAAGAGGUGAGGAGUAGAUGGUGUUCAUGCGGCUCAUCUUACCCCAUCCUGUCGAGGCCCCCUGAGUGGGGAUCAGCCCAUUUUACUGAAGACACUGAGGUUUGGGCUUGAAUGGUGUCUGUGGUCAAGGCGAGUGAGCUGGCCCUGUUGCCCCAGAGCCCGUGUGCUGCCGGGCACCGCGGCCUCUCACUCAGCUCAGUGCUGAUCUGCUCAGAUUGCAGUCCUGCUGUUGUCAGCUCUGCCACGAGCCCUUUUUCCUAGGGGUGUGUCUUGGGGGCACCAGGCCUCAGGCACCUCCUCAAUCUUUGGCCUAGAGCAGCCCCCCUCCCCACGACUCACGACUUCCUGUUACACGUGGCAAGUGGUCCCUUUUGAGCGCCAAGACACCCCAUGGGGAUAAGACCUUGAGCAGGGGCCCCGGGGAGCCAGUGGGCCAGCCUCUGCCCCCAACCUGGGGUACCUUGAGGUCCUUGGCCCGCUCAGCACUGUCCUGCACGGCCCGGCCCUGCUCCAGCGGCGGCCGCAGUAUCCCUGUGAUGGCCUUCUCCUGCCGGUCCAGGUCGCUGGCCACCUUGUCCAAGCCGGCCAGCAGCUGCCGGCCCUGCAGGUCAGAGACAUCUGCCGGAGGGAAAUCAGAGUCGGGUGGCAGUGGGGAUCGUGAGGCCCAGGGAGGGGGCGUAGGAGGGCCAGCCUCCCCACCUCCACUGUCCCAUCUGCAGCACAGACCCCGGGCCCAGCCCUGCCUCCCUGUCCCCCCAGAGCCUCAGGCAGCGUCUGGUACCCACCUCCAGAGUUCUCUGCCUUCAGCACCUCAUGCCGCUGCUGGAGCGCCCUUCUGCUCCCAGCUGCCUUCUGCCGCAGGCUCUGGUACUGGCUGCCCAGGCUGUGACAGCAAAAAUGGGCUGGGGACCUGGGGCAGCCCACUGCCCCUACUGCCCACUGACACAGGACCCUGGACUCUGGCUGGACAGACAGCCUCGAGGAGUCGGAAAGCUCAUCAAAAUGCUUUGAAAAGUUAACACGACACACGUAGAAAGGAUUUGCUGAAACGCUGGUCUUUCUUUGCUCUUGGGUUCAACGGACCCCUUCUUUCCCUCCUUCCUUUCUUUGUCUCUCUUUUCUUCAAUAGCAAGUCUUACUAUCUAAAAUUAUCUUGGGCUUCCCUGGUGGCACAGUGGUUAAGAAUCUGCCUGCCAAUGCAGGGGACACGGGUUCGAUCCUUUGCCCGGGAAGAUCCCACAUGCUGCGGAGCAACUAAGCCCGUGCGCCACAACUACUGAGCCUGCACUCUAGAGCCCACGAGCCACAACUAUUGAGCCCAUGUGCCACAACUCCUGAAGCCCGCGGGUCUAGAGCCCGUGCUCUGCAACAAGAGAAGCCACGACGACAAGAAGCCCACGCACCACAACAAAGAGUAGCCCCCACUUGCCGCAACUAGAGAAAGCCUGCGCACAGCAACAAAGACCUAAUACAGCCAAAAAUAAAAGCAAAUAAAUAAAUUUAUAAAAUAA